Molecule: messenger RNA, 833 nt
Organism: Haliotis rubra (blacklip abalone)
Lineage: Eukaryota; Metazoa; Mollusca; Gastropoda; Lepetellida; Haliotidae
Product: ATP synthase-coupling factor 6, mitochondrial-like
Exons: 4
Coding region: 105-512 (135 amino acids)
Biological process (GO): proton motive force-driven ATP synthesis
Molecular function (GO): proton transmembrane transporter activity
Source: RefSeq, a predicted model, not a curated record
UUCUUCACUCGCACUCACGGGCACCGGUCUCGUUCUUUCGCGUUGUAAUAUCGUCCUCGUUGAGUUGCCCUCUAAACCAAAUUGCAGGUUACCGGCUCGAAGAGAUGUUGACACGGAUAGUUUCCCGGCUUGGUGCCGUUCGUCAGACGAUCAUCCAUCAGGCUCAGAGAAACAUCGGAGUGACAGCUGUAGCGGCGAAGAAGACUGACCCCAUCCAGCAGCUUUUCGUAGAUAAAAUCAGGGAAUAUUCACAAAAGAGCAAGUCUGCUGGAGGCAAGCUGGUAGAUGCCACACCCAAUGUGGAACAGAGUCUCAAGGAGGAGCUGGAGAAGAUUGACAGAAUAUUUGGAGCAACUGGCAAAGAUAUGACCCAGUUCCCAACCUUCAGCUUCGCAGAUCCUGAUUUGGAUGUUCUUGGCUUGGGAGAAGUUAAGGAAGCGCAGCAGGUUGUUAAAGAAUCAGUUGUAGCUGAUGCGCAGGAAGAAGACAAUACACCAUACUUUGAUUAUUAGAGAAAUAUUGACUUUAGAGCAUUUCGUUACCCACAGCUGCUGUGCAGUGCCUUCAUGCCUGCACAUGUUGUCAUGGUGAUAAGAGCUAGUUGCUAAGCGAUGCUGUCAUUGAAACUAAAUUUGGAUGCCAGGCAGUGUUUACCUUAAUUUGGUAGUUGUAUUGUUAUGGUAACCAAUUGUGGUUGAGUGGUAGUGUUGCCUUGGCAACAUGGCACACAUGGAAUUAGUGUGUAUUUAUGUUAAUGUUGUGGAAGAUUCAUUUGACAGAAAACUCUUGUGAGAAUGUGUAAAUAGAAUGGAAAAUAAACUUUUCACAAAUUU